Syngnathoides biaculeatus (alligator pipefish) is the source of this 846-nucleotide messenger RNA. RefSeq names its product L-rhamnose-binding lectin CSL1-like. The record is from RefSeq and is a predicted model, not a curated record. The coding region runs from base 252 to 728 and encodes 158 amino acids. The transcript has 7 exons. Gene Ontology annotation, molecular function: carbohydrate binding. NCBI's taxonomy places the organism in Eukaryota, Metazoa, Chordata, Actinopteri, Syngnathiformes, Syngnathidae.
GUCACUUGACAAAAAUCAAUGAAGCUCAACCGAACGUAUUCCAAUUAAAUUCGAUUUUGUUAUGUUUCACAGUGUACAAUUGUAAGGAUGUCAAAGGACGUCAACUUUCACGUGAAAUUGUACCCAGAACAAUGUUUUCCCUUGACUGGAAGUUGAAGCCGAAUUACCACGUGAAGGGGGGGCCCAGCCGGUUAGCCGGCGUGCUUGGGACGUGUGUGUGCUUGCCCACCUCGGAUGUUUAAAUAGCCGCGAUGCUAACGUUGGCGCCUUCACUGGAUGCCUGCCUGAAAGACGGCGCCAUCAUGUUCAGGAUGCUUGCUUUGGCCUUGACUUCUGCGCUUUACUUCUUCUCUCACACAGCUGAGGGCGUAGUGGUCUAUGCGUGUCACAAUGACACGGCUGUGAUGUCCUGUGAGUCGGGUUUUAAGAUCCGGUCGGACCACAUUCUGUACAAAGUGGGUGUGGGUACUCGCUGCGGGGAGGGCAAGCAUCACCCCGACGACGGCGAGGGCGUCUUCUGUUCCUUCCCGUGGGCCGAGAUGGUGGUGGAGGACCUCUGCGGGAACCGGCGGUCGUGUGAGGUUCCCGUCACCGAGGUGGUGUUUGGAGAGUAUCCCUGCAAGGAGAAUACGCGAUACCUGGAGGUGGCCUAUACCUGCGUCGCGCAGGCGCCCCCACCGCCGCCGCCGGGACCUGUCAAAGUUGACUCUGACGACAGCACUGCCUGAGCAUUUUCAUCAAGGAGGCCCUUCACUUCCUGCUGGAGCCGGAUGAUGAUGACCAUGAUGAUAAUCUUGAUGAUCAUGAUAUCACAGUGUAGUUUAUUGAAGAUGGAAUAAAAUGGCA